Molecule: messenger RNA, 845 nt
Organism: Mandrillus leucophaeus (drill)
Lineage: Eukaryota; Metazoa; Chordata; Mammalia; Primates; Cercopithecidae
Product: cytochrome P450 2C20-like
Exons: 6
Coding region: 1-762 (253 amino acids)
Biological process (GO): xenobiotic metabolic process
Cellular component (GO): cytoplasm; intracellular membrane-bounded organelle
Molecular function (GO): heme binding; iron ion binding; oxidoreductase activity, acting on paired donors, with incorporation or reduction of molecular oxygen, reduced flavin or flavoprotein as one donor, and incorporation of one atom of oxygen
Source: RefSeq, a predicted model, not a curated record
AUGUGGUGGGAAACUCUGAAAGUUUACUUCCAAAGACCUCAUGUAUCAGUUGGCUCUCAAACUGAAAGACAUCUCUCAUCAAGCCUGAUUUGGUUCCUGUAUCAGGCAGAAAAGGACAACCAACAGUCAGAAUUCACUAUUGAAAACUUGGUUGGCACUGUAGCUGAUCAAUUUAUUGCUGGAACAGAGACAACAAGCACCACUCUGAGAUAUGGACUCCUGCUCCUGCUGAAGCACCCAGAGGUCACAGCUAAAGUCCAGGAAGAGAUUGUUCAUGUAAUUGGCAGACACAGGAGCCCCUGCAUGCAGGAUAGGAGCCACAUGCCUUACACAGAUGCUGUAAUACACGAGAUCCAGAGAUAUAUUGACCUUGUCCCCACUGGUGUGCCCCAUGCAGUGACCACUGAUAUUAAGUUCAGAAACUACUUUAUCCCUAAGGGCACAAUCAUAAUGACAUUACUCACUUCUGUGCUGCACGAUGACAAAGAAUUCCCUAAUCCAAAGAUCUUUGACCCUGGCCACUUUCUGGAUGAGAAUGGCAACUUUAAGAAAAGUGACUACUUCAUGCCUUUCUCAGCAGGAAAACGAAUUUGUGCAGGAGAGGGACUUGCCCGCAUGGAGUUAUUUUUAUUUCUAACCACAAUUUUACAGAACUUUAACCUGAAAUCUGUUGCUGAUUUAAAGAACCUCAAUACUACUUCAACUACCAGAGGGAUUAUUUCUCUGCCACCCUCGUACCAGAUCUGCUUCAUUCCUGUCUGAAGAUGCUAGCCCAUCUGGCUGCCGAUCUGCUAUCACCUGAAACUCUUUUUUAUCAACGACAUUCCCACUGUUAUGUCUUCUCU